Ziziphus jujuba (common jujube) is the source of this 2091-nucleotide messenger RNA. Its product is annotated as disease resistance protein RGA2-like. Bases 1 to 2091 code for a protein of 696 amino acids. The transcript has a single exon. The record is from RefSeq and is a predicted model, not a curated record. Lineage: Eukaryota; Viridiplantae; Streptophyta; Magnoliopsida; Rosales; Rhamnaceae. Gene Ontology annotation, molecular function: ADP binding. Gene Ontology annotation, biological process: defense response to other organism.
AUGGCUGAGGCUUUGCUUUCUGCGGUGCUGAGGCAGCUGGUUUCCAUCGUUACUAAGUUGGGAAACCAAGAGCUGAGACUGGUGAAGGAUGUUGAAAAAAGUGUCUCAAAUAUCCAAAAAAAGCUUGAAGACAUACAAGCUGUGCUGGAGGAUGCCGAAAGGAAACAACUGGAUGAUCCCAGUGUUAGACGUUGGUUGGGUAAGCUCAAAGAUGUCUCUUAUGCCACCAACGACGUGUUGGACGACUGGAGUUCUGAAAUUCUCAAAUCCCAAAUUCCAAACCAUGUUGAAGAGGAAGAAGGUGAUCAUCAUCAAAAAGCUGAUCUUGUUUCAAACAAGAUGAUGAAGAAGAAGAAGGUAUGUUUUCCAUCACCCUCUUGUUGCUUUUGUCUCAGCCAACUUAAACAAGUUGGUGUUCGCCGCGAAAUUGCUCACAGAAUCAAAGAGCUUAAUGAAACAUUAGAUGAGAUUGCCAAAGAGAAAGAUGCUUACUCUUUGGAAAAAACAAAUAAUGCUUCCCCAAAAGAGAGAAGAGAGACUACCUCAUUUGUUUAUGAGCCUGAUGUCGAUGGUCGGGAUGAGGAUAAGAAUCUUGUAAUAAGUAAGUUGUUAAGUGAUGAGAGUAGUGAUAAAGGUCCUGUUAUCAUCCCUAUUGUAGGGAUGGGGGGACUCGGGAAAACCACUCUUGCCCAACUUGUAUUCAAUCAUGAAAAGAUCAAAAUGCACUUCAAUGAGAGAAUUUGGGUGUGUGUUUCCGACCCUUUUGACGAGGUUAGAAUUGCCAAAGCAAUUAUUGAAUCUCUCAAAGGCUGUCAGGCAAAUUUAGAUACACUGGAAGCUUUAUCACAUCGUAUUCGUGAAUCUAUUGAGGGGAAAAAAUUCCUUCUUGUCUUGGAUGAUGUAUGGAGUGAUGAGCGCGAAAAAUUGGAAAAGUUAAUACAACCACUUAGAUGUGGUGCUGUAGGAAGUAGACUCUUGGUAACAACAAGAAAAACUGAAGUUGCUAAUAUGAUGGGAGUGACCUCGUCCCAAAUCAUUUACCUGGAUCUGCUGUCUGAUGACCACUGUUGGAAAAUAAUUAUGCGACUUGCAUUCGAGGAAAGAAAUGAUGAAGAGUCAAAACAACAAUUAGAGGGAGUUGGGAAGGAAAUUGCAAAAAAGUGCAAAGGCUUGCCUCUUGUAGCAAAGACCUUAGGAUGUCUGAUGUUUUCAAAGGAGACCUUAAAGGAGUGGGAGGAUGUUCUUUCUAGUAAACUCUGGGAAUUGCAAGAUGAACAAAGCAAAACUUAUGCUCCAUUUUUCCUGAGUUAUAAUGACUUGUCUCCUCGACAAAAACGUUGUUUCUCAUAUUGUUCUGUAUUUCCUAAGGAUUUUAAGAUUGAGAGAAGUAGCUUGAUUGAAAUGUGGAUGUCACAGGGUUAUUUAAGUGGUAGUCCUCAAGAUAUGGAGAAAGAAGGUGAAAAAUGCUUUAAAAUUCUAAGCAUGCGGUCUUUCUUUCAAGAUUUUGAGCGACGCAUUGAUGGAAGCAUUCGUUCAUGCAAAAUGCAUGACAUAUUGCAUGACUUUUCCCAAUUUUUGACAACAAAUGAAUGCUCUGCCAUGAAAGUUGAUAUGGAAGAAAUAGAGCCUCUUAGUGUUGAAAAAGUGCGCCACUUCACAUUGCAAACAUCUAAACUGGGCGUAGCCAAAUUUCCUACCUCAACAUUUCAUCAAAAUAAUUUGCGUACCCUGUUCCUAAAUUUUUCAGGUUCUCGUUUAUUUGAUGAUGAUUAUGAUAUGUUGUUCUUUCUUCAAAUAUGCGGUAUUCAAAAACAUAUUCGAACACUAUAUUUGGAGAAAUGCAGAAUUAGAAAAGUUCCAGAGCAACUUGGCCAGUUGAUACAUUUGAGAUACCUCAACUUAUCGUUUAACUCCAGUUUGAGAGAAUUGCCUGAUGAAGUAUGUGAUUUGUGUAAUUUACAGACUUUAAGAAUUAAAUACUGUCAGAGUCUUCAAAGGCUACCAAAAGGGAUGGGGAAACUAGUGAAUUUGAGACACCUUUACUGUUUAGGUUGUUCUAACUUGGAAGGAAUUGCCAAAAGGUAUUGGUAG